GAAAACUCAUUCGACACUUAAAUGUACUCUAGUUUUUUGUGCUUAGCAUGUUUUAUUUUGUUCCCUAAUCAUCCAAUAUAUUCAUGGGACAUUGCAUCGAAAUGCACAGCUUUUCACAGGAUCAUCUGACAAGCUAGUGGCAACGAAGUUCAAGGUCAUUGUUCAAUAUGCAAACUGAAAGAUACAUCUGGGCGUCCUUUGUUACAGUUUUAGGGCUCUCUUUCUUAGUGUUUUGUUCCAAUCUUACGUUGUUGACAUCUGAGCAAGAAGAAGAUAACAACAUAUGCCAAAAAUACCCAAAGAAUUUAGUAGGCACGAUUUACCCUAAUCUUACGGAUACAUCCUAUAAAGACAUGGAGUUCAGAUUCACAUGGGUGCAAACAGGAGGCCACCAUACACCCACAAGAUGCAAACCUAGGGAACGAGUAGCCAUUUUAAUACCAUUUCGCAAUCGGAAUAACCAUUUAAGGAUAUUGCUGAAUAAUUUACAUCCAAUAUUAUAUCGUCAGCAACUAGAGUAUUCCAUAUAUGUUUUGAAACAGGCUGACAAAAAACCUUUCAACAGGGGAAAGCUGUUCAAUAUUGGGUACCUAGAGGCAAAAAGGGACAACCAUACUUGUUUUGUCUUCCAUGAUGUUGAUCUCAUUCCUGAGAAUGAUCAUAUACUAUAUGGAUGUGUAAGGAGUCCCAUACAUUUUUCAAGAGCAGUUAAUACAUUCAACUUCAAAUUACCUUACAAAGAAUUGCUUGGAGGAGUCGCUGCUUGGAAAACAAGAGAGUUUGAACACGUGAAUGGCUGGUCCAACUUGUUUGUGAACUGGGGUGGAGAAGAUGAUGAUUUGAGCUACAGAACAAUAGCAAACAAAUUGUCAAUCUUUCGUUUUCGGAACUCUGUGGCAAGGUACACAAUGUUGGAGCACAGACGGACCCCUGUUAACACUGCGAGACACAGUCAGUUAAAGGACAGCUACACUCGGUAUAAGAUUGAUGGUUUGUCAUCAUUGGUAUAUCAAAGCCCAAAAAUCCAACGUUAUCAGUUAUUCACCAUGGUGUCAAUAAAUACGUGAAAAUCUUGUUCUGAAACGUUUUCAACUAACACAUUUACAUAUAAGAUAGGUAAAGCUCUACAGCUUGAAAAUGUUUCUCUGCGCAUAUUUCUAAACAAAGUGCAAUGACUGGAUAAUAAAGAAGAAAUAUUGAAGAUUGACGUAAAAUGCCUUAUAUGAUUUCUUACUGAAAGCCUUGUUCAGUGAAAUACAUUUUGCAGACCCUUAUGAUUUAUGCGUAUGUUUAAUUUGUAUAUUUAUAUAUACUUGUUUGAUUAUCUUAUCUUAGUGUAUAAUAUGAAGAAAGCAAUUUAAUAUUGAACAUUUGUAAUUUCUAUUCGCUUGUGAGAUGUUGUUGUGGCAAACGCUUAACAAGGGGGAUGUUGCAUGUACACGUACAAUCUACAGUAUUGAAAAUUUAGAUUUUGAUGAAAGAAAUAAAUACGUUGAAAUAUUAA
This is a messenger RNA of Magallana angulata, 1504 nucleotides long. RefSeq names its product beta-1,4-N-acetylgalactosaminyltransferase bre-4-like. NCBI's taxonomy places the organism in Eukaryota, Metazoa, Mollusca, Bivalvia, Ostreida, Ostreidae. The record is from RefSeq and is a predicted model, not a curated record. Gene Ontology annotation, molecular function: N-acetyl-beta-glucosaminyl-derivative 4-beta-N-acetylgalactosaminyltransferase activity. Gene Ontology annotation, biological process: glycosphingolipid biosynthetic process; carbohydrate metabolic process. Bases 168 to 1067 code for a protein of 299 amino acids. The transcript has 7 exons.